AUGACGAUAUUGGAUGUCGGCUGUGCUCCUGGUUCUUGGAGUCAAGUUGUUGUAGAAAGAUGUAAACUCAAUGAAAAGCCCACCACUGGUUAUCUGCUUGGCGUGGACCUGCAGGUUGUUUCUCCUAUCUCCGGUGCCGACAUUAUCUCCAUGUCCGACAUAACAGCUCCAGCGACACAGAAGUUGAUGUCAGAAAAGUUAAAUGGCCGAACAGUAGAUGUUGUUCUUAGCGACAUGGCUCCUAAUCCUUCAGGUAAGGUUUAC
Messenger RNA from Strongylus vulgaris, 264 nucleotides. NCBI's taxonomy places the organism in Eukaryota, Metazoa, Nematoda, Chromadorea, Rhabditida, Strongylidae. The record is from the annotation of a GenBank genome assembly.